Molecule: messenger RNA, 1986 nt
Organism: Maudiozyma saulgeensis
Lineage: Eukaryota; Fungi; Ascomycota; Saccharomycetes; Saccharomycetales; Saccharomycetaceae
Source: the annotation of a GenBank genome assembly
AUGUCACCUGGUAACUCAAAGAAUUGUGUGAUCAAGAAAAAAUCCAAGAGAGCUAUUAUAAAGACAUGGUUUCAUGGUCCCGAAAAACAGUUUAUUCAUGAUAAAAGUUUAUUAUGUCUUGAAAACAAUUUAGACUCUGCCUCCCAAACAGCUUCAUGUUCUGUGCGUUCUAAAGGACAAUCCCCACCACAAAUAUAUGAUUUAAAGGAUUCAGCUAAAACUUUUCCAGAUAUACAAGAAAAUGAAGAACCAGUAAAGAAAGAUGUUAAUCCAUCUGAUAAUGUGAAGGAGAAUGUUGAGAAAGAAGACAACUUGGAAGAUGAUGAUUUUGAUGAAGAAAUUGAGAGGAAGAAAUCACGGGGCUUGUCUAGAAAGAGAUUAGGGGAACUUAGAGAAACUUUUAAAAUUAAUUUAGAAAGAAUAACACACAGUCACGGAAAAUUCUCACUUCGAAUGAAUAUGCCAGAUGACGAAUCAGAUUUUGGAGAUAGUACUAAUGUUACUAUCAAAACUACGGAAUCUGAAGCCAAAGGUACAUUAUCAUGCUACCAGAGCUUUAGAACAAAUCCAAAAGAUUUAUCUAUCUUGUAUGAUUAUGCAAUGAACACUAGUUUAGGGGAGUUACAAAAAACAAGUAAUGAUUCAAAAAAGUCAACUUUUCAAGGUUCAUUAUUUAGGAAACUAGUAUAUCAAGACCUUUCUAAUGAAGAUUUUUUAGAAAAGUUUAGAAAUUCUUCAAAUACAGUUCCAAUUGAAAAACUCGACCUGUUUAAGAAUGAUAGCACUUCAAGUCUGUAUAGUUCUAUCUAUGAUUUUGGUGAUUAUUCUGAUGAGUCAGAUGAUGAUGAUAAUUAUUCAGAAAGAAAUGCUAUGAUACAAGCAAUCUCACCUGCGGCUGUGAAUAUAUCUACCUUAUUGGAAAAUCCCGAAAAUACAAAAAGAAGCACUAAACGUUUGCUAAGUAUUGAUAGGGCAGAGGGAACUAAGAGACAAAGAUUUGACACAAAUAAAGAGCUAUUUAUUGAUAGUUUAUUCAAGCAAAAAAAUGCUAAUACAGAAUUCUUAUCUGCCAUCGGGAAUACUUCACAUCCAAUCCCAAGUUUGGAAAAUGCUGAUGUGGAGUCAUCAAAUAAUACUAAUAACUCUACUGAAAUAGAUCAUUUUCUUAUCCAACCUAAGAAUAUAAAUCCAGCCAGUGAUGAGGAAUAUUCAAGUGUACCAUCUUUAGUACCGGAAGAGAAAUCCACAUCUACUUCAAGAAUAACAUCUGACUCAAGCCAAUUGUAUACAAUCCCAACUUUUCGAAACGAUACUAAGAGUUUAAAUAUUGCCAAUAUUGUUUCAAAUUUGAGAAAUGGUUCAAUUGAUACAACCAGGUUGAAGUGUCGUAAUGCAGGUGAUGGUAUGAAUACUGUGUCAUAUAGGGAUGAGCACUUCUAUGAUAGUUUGCCAGAUAAAUAUUUUUGUGAUGAAUCUAUUGAUGAAUCUAUAGAUGAAAAUGAAAAUUUAACAAACGAUGAGGUUGAAGAUCGUGAAACAACCUUUGCUCUCAGUCAUCCUUAUGAUACGGUUAGAUCAUUCCAUACAGGACUUGAGGACUUAAGUGUAAUUAAUAAUGAAGGAACUAGUGUUAGAUUUAAUGAUCACUCCAAAUUAUUUGUUUAUACACCAAAAAGAAAAAACUUGGUGCAUUCAAGAAAUGAACAUCAACUACUAGACUCUGAAAAAAAUCAAAGUUUAAAAUCAAUAUUAAAAACAAAAGAUCAUAUUAGUACCGAAAUUGAAAAUGCAAGGGCAAUUUGUUGUGAUUCGGUUAACGUGAAAUCAUUUAUACAGUCACUCAAUGACUAUGAAGAGAAAAGGUUAACUGAUGACAAGAAUAAUGCAAUUUCAAGAGAAAAUCAAAUAAGUCGAUAUUACUCUAAAGAAACCUCCUCAAACCGUUCAGUUAUUGUUAGCGUUCAAAGCUGUGGUAGUGACAGUUAA